UUCUCUGUCUCUUUCUCUCUCUCUCUGACUACACUUAUACAAUGGAGAAUUUUACACAUGUCUCAGAGUUUGUUUUGCUUGGAUUCAGAGGUGGUCCGGGAACGCAGACUCUGCUAUUUCUGACCUUUUUGAUCCUAUAUGUUAUAGCCUUGGUGGGGAACUUUGGCAUGAUUGUAAUUAUCAGAGCUGACGCACACCUCCACAUCCCAAUGUACAACUUCCUACAAAGCCUUUCCUUGUUGGAUAUCUGUUAUUCUUCCACAAUUACACCUAGGGCUCUGGUGAACUGCUUGAAAGAGGACCGUACGGUUUCUUUUGGUGGGUGUGCUGCUCAGUUCUUCUUCCUGUCUCUUUUUGGUACCACAGAGGCAUUCCUUCUGGCUGCCAUGGCAUAUGACCGCUUCAUUGCCAUCUGUAACCCGCUUCUGUACUCUGUGAGCAUGUCUCACCAGGUCUGUGUACUGUUAGUGUCAGGGUCCUACCUGUGGGGUGUAGUGAAUGCCAUCACUCAAACAACAGUGACAUUCAGGCUGCCUUUCUGUGGGUCUAAUGAGAUCAAUGACUUUUUCUGUGAUGUCCCUCCACUCUUGUCCCUCUCAUGUUCAGAUACCUUUAUAAAUCAAUUGGUCCUUCUUGGUUUGUGUGGCUCCAUUAUUGUCAGCACAUUCUUAAUUAUUUUGGUCUCAUACAUCUACAUCAUCUCAACCAUCCUGAGGAUCCGUACAGUGCAGGGACGCCAGAAAGCUUUCUCCACAUGCGCCUCCCACCUAACUGGGGUGUGCUUAUUUUUUGGUACUGUUUUCUUCAUGUAUGCACAACCCAGUGCCAUCUUCUCCAUGGAGCAAAGCAAGGUAGUGUCCAUCUUUUACACUAUUGUUAUCCCUAUGUUGAAUCCCCUGAUAUACAGCCUGAGGAACAAAGAUGUAAAGCAAGCUCUGAGAAGAAGCAAACAGAAGCUGUCUUUGUGA
Diceros bicornis minor is the source of this 968-nucleotide messenger RNA. RefSeq names its product olfactory receptor 9S13-like. Lineage: Eukaryota; Metazoa; Chordata; Mammalia; Perissodactyla; Rhinocerotidae. Gene Ontology annotation, biological process: G protein-coupled receptor signaling pathway; sensory perception of smell. Gene Ontology annotation, molecular function: olfactory receptor activity; odorant binding; G protein-coupled receptor activity. The record is from RefSeq and is a predicted model, not a curated record. Gene Ontology annotation, cellular component: membrane. The transcript has a single exon. The coding region runs from base 42 to 968 and encodes 308 amino acids.